AUCUCGAAUAUUUAAACGUCCAGAAUUCCGGGUGUUCAAUUUAUUCUCAACCAGCUCAAUCAGUCUUCUCUCAUCAAGCAAUCCCCAAAGCCAACCACCAACAACCAAACCGAACCAAUCUCAAAACAAAACAAAAUCCAAACUCCCCAAAAAAUGUUCUCCAAAACCAUCUUUUCUGGCCUCGCUAUGGCUCUCGCCCUUUCCACCGUGACGGCCCUCCCCGUCGACAACGCCCUCACCACCCGGGACAUCCCCCAGUGUGUCAACAACGCCAACCAGUGCCGCUCCCAGCCUGGAGCCAACCUUUCCACCUGCUACUCCCAGGCUGCUGCUUGCUGUGACCAGCUCGACAAUGCCUGCCGUACUGCGCCUUACGCCAACCAGGCGCAGUGCUCUUCUGAGAAGGCUCAGUGCUACGAGCAAAGCGGUCUGCGCAGCCCUUAUGGCCGUCGCUGGGGCCCUUGGGAGCAGCAGCAGCAGCAGCAAGAGCAACAGCAGCGUGAGCAGCAGGAAAGAGAACAGCGACAGAGGGAGCAAGAACAACGCGAGCGUGAGCAGCGUGAGCAAGAACAGCGUGGUCAGGGACAGCCAUGGCAGCAGGAGCAAUGGCAGCGUGAGCAGCAGGAGAGAGAACAGCAGCAGCGCGAACAGAACAGCAACAGAGACAACAGGAAGAGCAGCAGCGCCAGCAGGAACAGCAGCAGCGUGAGCAAGAGCAGCGCGAGCAGCAGCAGAGAGAACAGGAGCAGCGUGAGCAGGGACAGUGGGGAUGGAACCAGUAAAUGACUCUGCCUCGAUAGCAUGAGUCCCGAUACUGGUGAAAUUUGGAACCGAGCAUAUAUGCUCAUUGAUGACUCGACUGAUAAUUCGACCAAUAAUUUGAUUGAUGGUGUGACGCCGCUUUGAUGAUUUAUAUACGAUACACUCCUUUGUACAGCCCAUGAUCCCUUGUUGAUAAGGAUCGUGAACGACUGUUUAUGAUGGCAACGGAACAUAUUCUCUCCUUUAAUUUAUCUGCAGAUGAAACCCUAGUUAUAUUCAAUUCCAGCUGGUUAUAACCCAAAUAC
Molecule: messenger RNA, 1067 nt
Organism: Aspergillus wentii DTO 134E9
Lineage: Eukaryota; Fungi; Ascomycota; Eurotiomycetes; Eurotiales; Aspergillaceae
Exons: 3
Coding region: 154-786 (210 amino acids)
Source: RefSeq, a predicted model, not a curated record